GGAAUAAAUUAUUGCGUGAGCGAGCCUUCGUUGUGUGACGUCACGGCCUCAGCGAGGGCGCGCGCGGAAACCAAACAUGGCUGAAAUGGUAGCAGACAGUGACGGGGGUGUACCUGCAUCAGACCCUCCAAAACAACCCCCCAAGCGCCGACGCAUCCUCGACGCGUCCUCCAUCACCACAGCGCCUGUUUACUCCAACAAGGUUAACAGCUCCUUAAAUCUCAAGCCAAUAACCUUCAAACAAACCGCUCUCACAGACGAGGAAAAGGGUUGUCCUCUGUGGUGUCCCUCCCCACCUCGUAUAGAGAGAAAGCCAAUCAGCCUUGAUCUGAGUGGCUCGGAGGAGGAGCCAGAACAGGCUGAAGUUCAGCAGAUCCUCCAUUCCCCCUCUCCACCCCCUUCACCUUGUAGUCUACCAGUGAAACGGAGCAGACGGGCAAACCGAAAAUUACAAGAAAUCAACAGGAAAUUGCACGCAAUUGGCUCUCUGGCGUGUCUCUCACCUGAGCCUCGGGAGCCUGCGGCCGAAAACAGAGACUCUCCAUCUCCCGAGAGUGACGAUGAUGACAUCAUCAUCAUUUCUUCUGACAGCCAAAAGAAACGACGUGCCCAGAAUACUGAGGACAGAGACUCAGCGCGGGAAAUUUCACUAAAAGUUCGCUGUCGAACGGAGUUGUACAAAAUCCCAAUACUCUCUACAGCUCCUUUGAGUAAAGCUGUGGAACAGUUGGCCAGCAAACUCGAUGUGCAACCCAGCCAAAUUCUGUUACUAAAGAAAGAUAUUGAUCUCCCUAUUCACUCGUCCAUCAGUGAGCUGGGGCUCGGGAUAGCUGACAUUAUAGAUUGUGUAGUAACGGAGAAUAAACAAGAAGAGCUCGACAAAAGCAAUGUCAUUACUGUACGACUGCAAGGCAAGGAGAAAGCAUCUGUGCAGGAGUAUUCCCUACAAAAGAAUGCUCCUUUAGGGUCCAUCCUAUCCCAGUACAUCUCUGGUUUGAGCACCAGUGCUAGAUGGAAACCCAAAUUUCUCUUCGAUGGGUCAAGGGUCUCAUAUAAUCAGACCCCAGCUGACCUGGACAUGGAGGACGGGGAUGUCAUUGAAGUCUGGUUGAUGUCAGGAACAGACACCACACCCUUUUUCUCAGAUGAUAAUGAGGGGGAGGGGCCUAUCGACAAUGGGGUGGGAUCACCUCAGCCCGAAGAGAGGAAGGAGUCUGCUAGCGGAGUGUCUGAUAAGAGGGCUAAACUUACUGUGGCUGUGCUCUGCUACAUCAACCUGCUGAACUAUAUGGACCGAUUCACUGUGGCAGGUGUACUUCCAGACAUUGAGCAUUUCUUCAGCAUUAGUGAUGGAACAUCAGGACUACUUCAGACAGUCUUCAUCUGCAGUUACAUGUUCCUGGCUCCUCUGUUUGGAUAUCUGGGAGACCGCUAUAACAGGAAGCUGAUUAUGUGUGUGGGGAUUUUUUUCUGGUCCCUAGUGACAUUAGCCAGUUCCUUCAUUGGAAAAGACCAUUUCUGGGCGUUGUUGUUGACGCGAGGGCUGGUGGGUAUUGGGGAGGCCAGUUACUCCACCAUAGCUCCCACCAUCAUCGCUGACCUUUUCAUCAAGGAGACAAGGACCAACAUGCUGUCCAUUUUCUACUUUGCAAUCCCAGUGGGCAGUGGUCUGGGUUAUAUCGUGGGCUCAAAGGUGGAUGAUGUGGCUGAGGAUUGGCACUGGGCUCUUCGGGUGACCCCUGGUCUGGGGCUGCUGGCUGUGAUCCUCUUGUUUUUUGUAGUUCAGGAGCCGAAGCGGGGUGCGAUCGAAGCUCAUCCAGAGCACACGCUGCACAGAACCAGCUGGCUGGCAGACAUAAAAGCACUCUGCAGGAAUCCAAGUUUUGUUCUGUCCACGUUUGGCUUCACGACUGUGGCCUUUGUGACAGGAUCACUGGCACUGUGGGCCCCUGCCUUUUUAUUCAGAGCGGGUGUCUUCACGGGAGAGAAGCAGCCGUGUUUAAAAGCCCCCUGUGACAACUCUGACAGUCUGAUUUUUGGCAUCGUCACAGUCGUGACGGGUAUCCUGGGAGUAGCGAGUGGUGUGCAAGUGAGCAAGAAGCUGAGGACCAGAACCCCUCGAGCUGAUCCGUUAGUCUGUUCUGCAGGACUCCUCCUCGCUGCCCCCUUUCUCUAUCUGUCCAUCAUGUUUGCUCAGGCUAGCACUGUGGCCACAUAUGUCUUUAUCUUCCUGGGAGAGACAUUCCUGUCUAUGAAUUGGGCCAUUGUUGCUGAUAUCCUUCUGUAUGUUGUGAUCCCCACACGGCGCUCCACAGCAGAAGCCUUUCAGAUUGUACUCUCACACUUGCUGGGCGACGCUAUUAGCCCUUACCUCAUAGGAGUGGUGUCCGACUCGCUAAAGAAAUCAGACUCGUACAUGUGGGAGUUUCGUUCACUUCAGCUGUCCCUCCUGCUGUGCACCUUUGUGGCAGUGGGGGGCGGGGCUUUCUUCCUGGCCACGGCUCUCUUCAUUGAGAAGGACCGGCAUCUGGCAGAGAACUACGUGCCCUCUGAUGAUGCACCAAUUGUUGUUCCAAAGAGAGGGAGGUCCACUAAAGUACCAGUGUCAAGUGUUUUAAUUUGAGAUGUCCCAAGGAUUUGGAUUGCUCUCAGCAAUGGGAACAGCACUGGCCAAAGCAGACAGAGCCAGUGCCUUCAGCAGCCAAUCCUGGGGCACUAAUCACCGAUUGGACUGUCUCCACAAUAGGGAGUUUUACAGUAAUUUAUUAUGCUCAUAUUUUUGUUUAUGUCCUUAACACAUUGAUUUGGGAACAUUCUGAACUAACAAAAAAAACCAGGAAGGUCUUACGUUGAAGUCCUUUGUGCCGUUGACCAUUGGAUGAGUCCUGUGGGAGGAGACAGAAGCACAUGGGAGCACAUGAAACAAUGGUCAUAUGUUGAUGGCAUUUCUUUGCUUUUAAUUGUAACUCAUCGAGCGGUUUUAGAAUUCAUGUAAAUUAUAUUUUAGAUGUUUUUAUCGGAGGGGAUAUUACGUUUUUUGUUGUUGUUUUUUUUAGACUGUUGUCUCAUUUUAACUAAAACCAAGUUAUUCUCAAAAUGCCGCUGCAUUUGUUUUUCUCAAACCUGGACUGUGACUGAUAACCAGCAGAAUCAGACUGAGCUUGGGCAGAACUGAAGUGUGUCUGUGAUCUGCCUUCAGUCUUUCCUCCUGUUUUUUUUUUUUUUUCCUUCUUGCUAACAUUUCAGCUUUUAGUCUUUUAAAAAGUUCCCUGAGACACUAAGGCUACCAUGGCAUGAAUCGCAUAUUAAUUCAUUUGAUUUAUGUUUUUUCAAAACAACAUUGUUACAUAUGUAUGGCAAGGGUAUGUUGGUUCAUAUAUUGGUUGCCUGGUUCAUGGCAUGUUUUAAUGUGCCAGUUUAACUGUAAGAAACCUUUUUUGGUUUUGUUUUUAAAGGAAAACACUUUGUAGUGCAUUCCCUCUGCCGUUGUUGCUUGAGUUUAUUUGCAGUUAUUUCAGUCUAAUCUUGUUUUGUAACUUUUUUUUUAACAUUAAUUGAUUAAAUUGAAUUUAAUCUCA
Molecule: messenger RNA, 3578 nt
Organism: Puntigrus tetrazona (Sumatra barb)
Lineage: Eukaryota; Metazoa; Chordata; Actinopteri; Cypriniformes; Cyprinidae
Product: protein spinster homolog 1-like
Biological process (GO): transmembrane transport
Cellular component (GO): membrane
Molecular function (GO): protein binding; transmembrane transporter activity
Source: RefSeq, a predicted model, not a curated record